UCUGGGCGCUUGUAAAAAAAUGUUGGACUAUAUAAUAAACCACGAAAACGAACCUGAACUGCCUCCAGCUGUCAUCGCCCUACGACGACGAUGGCCUGGUCGUUCCUUGAGGACCCACACACAUCUUCGGUGUCCCACCCGUAGCAGAGAGACGCUCGUUCGACACGUUCACAUUCUUCGCGUACAUCGUACCAACGUGCCUCUCUUACUAUGUCGCUGCCGUCCUAGUCAUUCUCCCCGCAACGCGUGUGUUGCGCGUCGCACUGUGGCCACUCGUCGCCCUCUUGGCUUUUCGAGCUACCAUGGAGAUCGGUUUCACAGGCGGGGAUCCUCAGAAAACGUUUCUCAACGUUGAUAUUGCGCUCAUUGUGUUCUGCUUCGUGGUCCGCACGCUCGAAUGGACAACUGCAAAAGAUCCACUCAAGCGACAUCUCCAGCCUGCUGGUUCUUCCCCUUCCAUCUUCAUGGACGCGCUGGACCUCUCCACAAACGUCCGCGGUGUCGGUUGGAACUGGUCCAAAAGCCUUUGUUUUCCUCCGGACGCACGUCCCUUCUCGCGUAGAUGGUUCAUAGUAUAUGUCUUACUCUCCACUUGGUACUACAGCGUUGUAUGUGGUGCAUCCCACCUUGCUACGCAAGCAUUUUCGCCCGGGACCUUCACUGUUCUAACUGGAGGCACGCUCUUCGAUGCGACACUUCCUCCUCUUAUCCGAUAUGUUCGAUCCAUUAUCAUCACUGCCUUCGCCGCAGUUGCCAUCUUUGCUGUUAUGCAACUAAUAUAUGACGUUGCUACGCUCAUUGGUGUCAUCGUGUUUCGGCAAGACCCUGCACAAUGGCUACCUGUAUUUGACAAGUCGUGGGGGGCAGACUUCCCACGCGACCUCUGGGGUUAUAGGUGGCAUCAACCGUUUCGGCGGACAUUCGUCGUCGUCGGAUGACCUCUUGGGAUCGCGUUCGGACGUAUGGGAUAUGUGCUGGGAUCAU
Molecule: messenger RNA, 984 nt
Organism: Pisolithus orientalis
Lineage: Eukaryota; Fungi; Basidiomycota; Agaricomycetes; Boletales; Pisolithaceae
Exons: 2
Coding region: 303-938 (211 amino acids)
Source: RefSeq, a predicted model, not a curated record